UCUUAGUGAAGUCCAACAAGAUCAUCAUAGUUCACAUGAGCAGUGGAGCUUUCUGAUGAGCACCACAGGACGAUGAACCCACUGCAAGGUCAGAUCUGAGGGAGUGAAGAACUCCAGGAAGGCUGAGGAUUACCAUAACACAAAACUGAGAUGUCUGCAGAAAAAGACACAGGGAGUGGACAAGUCACAAGCUUCUGUGACUGGAUGUCGCAACUACCAGGUGAACUUCACAACAUUCCUCUCUGCAGUCUGGCCAUACCAGGAAGCCACGACUCAAUGACUUAUGAUUUGGACAUCAACUCCUCUAUCAUUGAGCCUGAUAACCUGAAAGGACUGAGCAAGAUUUAUUGUGCACGUCGAAUUGUGCACAGGUGGGCAGUCACUCAGGAGGAGUCCAUCACAAAGCAACUGGAUGCAGGAGUUCGUUACUUUGACCUGAGGAUCGCUCGCAAGCCAAACGACACUGACCCGACGAGGCUUUACUUUUAUCAUGGACUGUGUACGCGGACCGAUGUGGAGACUGUUCUCAGGAUGAUUCAUGACUGGGCAGAGAAACACCCCAAAGAGAUCCUCAUCCUGGCCUUAUCCCACUUUAAAGGGUUCGACAAACAGAAGGCAGAGCAGCUCCACAUCCAUCUCAUCAGUUUCAUCAAGACCUUGUUUGGAGCCAAACUUCUCCAUAGAGCGUGGGACAUUCCUACACUGAAGAGCUGCUGGGACCAAGGCAGAAACGUUAUAGUUUCAUAUGAUUAUUCUGCAAAUCAGCACCCGGAGAUGUGGGGUAGGAUACCUUAUUACUAUGGUGAUAGUAUGGACCCUGCAGAAGUGGAAUCAAAACUCCGCCAGGGUUUGGAAAAAGCUAGGUCUACUCAGGGUUUCUACGUAUGUGGCUUGAACCUGACCCUGCCAGAAGAUUCCAGGAUACUCAGGUACAUCUUCCGUCCCCGUGACAAAUUAACGAAGGUGCUACAGAGGAGUCUGCCCACGCUGCUGCAGUGGGUGAAACAGCAAGCCGGCCAAAGACCCAACAUUGUCGCCUCAGAUGUGGUGACUCGAGACAACUUUGUCUCAACGGUUGUCCAGCUCAAUAUUUCAAAGUUAGAGGAUCCUAGUGGAAUUCUGUUAAACGUCUUGUGAUCAUUCAGAAUCAAACACAGUCUUUUUAUUUUUUGGGCCAUUUCACCAUUAAAACACACCACUGAUGCUUGAUUGGAGUUUUUAGUAUCAUCACCAGCACCAUUCUUCAUAAAUAUGACAGAGUCUGUAUUAUUCUUAACAAAAUAUACAGUGGACACAGUUAAUGAUGUAGUAGACUGUUGCAUUAGGGAAUUGGCUACACUCUGCAAGUGUAUGUGCUCUAUAUAAAUUCAACAUAGUAAAGUAAUAGCAGAAUACUUUAAUAGUAUAACUUUAUAAGGAUAUAACUAUAUAAGCAAAGCAAAACAACUUGCUUUUGCUCAAGUAGUUAAGUUAACUUGGUACUUAAAAUUUUACUUGAGUAAAAUGUUUGAGUACUACCUUCACCACUAAUAAAUAAACUUGACAUACUCACAAGUACACCUCUUGGCUAUUGCGUAAGGAAUAUUUAUGUUUAUUUAAUAAAUGUUUAUUUAUUUGUGCUUUUACCGAAGUGAAACGUUUGAAUACUUCUACUAUCUUACUAACUAGUGCGCCUCUUGGCCUAUUGUGGAAGUAAAAAA
Messenger RNA from Hippoglossus stenolepis (Pacific halibut), 1700 nucleotides. RefSeq names its product PI-PLC X domain-containing protein 1. Lineage: Eukaryota; Metazoa; Chordata; Actinopteri; Pleuronectiformes; Pleuronectidae. Gene Ontology annotation, biological process: lipid metabolic process. The coding region runs from base 151 to 1137 and encodes 328 amino acids. Gene Ontology annotation, molecular function: phosphoric diester hydrolase activity. The transcript has 7 exons. The record is from RefSeq and is a predicted model, not a curated record.